GUUACAAGCUCGUUGUUGUCUACAAAAUAUGGCGAUGGAAUAGUUAUAGGUCGUUAUGAAAUUGAUUGUGAGAGAUAUGUGCCCUUUUGAGUCAGCUUUUAUUCUGUAAUACAAGAACUGAGAUGUCGUCGAUACAUUUUGUAGUGCAUCCGCUUCCAGGCACAGAAGAGCAACUCAAUGACAGGCUCAAAGAGGUGUCUGAGAAAUUGAAUCGUUUUGGGUCUGCCACUCCAGCUGCUCUGAGCAAUCUCAAAGUAGCCGUGAAGCGUAUUGUGGUUGGUCCAAGUCACUUUGCUCUGCUUUUAGAGGAUGGGCGUGUUUGUAGAGUGUCAUUCUCCAUUAUCAUAGAUCGACUUGACCUUAGCAAAACUGAUCCCAGUAAAAGCAGCAACAUCAAUAACAGCAAGGUUGGCAGCACUGGUGGUGCAGGUUCAGGCUCAAGCGGUCGCCAGCUUACAAGGACCCGCGCUCGCAUUAUGCGUUCAAAUGCAUCCUUACGUGUUACUGCUGGUGGAGCUGGAGGAACAGCAGGAGGUCGUGGUGCUCCUGGAGUAAUUAUGGGAGCAGGGGCUGGUGCAGGAGGGGCUGGUGGAGGAGCACGACCUAUUGUGCCUGCCCCAUAUGUGCCUGAGGAACUGGUAUCACAGGCACAGGUUGUGUUGCAAGGGAAGAGUAGAAAUCUCAUCAUUAGGGAACUGCAGCGGACCAACCUUGAUGUUAAUCUGGCAGUAAACAACCUUCUGAGUCGUGAUGAUGAAGAAGGAGAUGAUGCAGAUGAUGCACCAGAUUCCUACGUUCCAGAAGAUCUGAUAUCACUUCUAGAUGGUGGUUUCCAUUCUGAACAUUCUGUUAUUAUUGAUGCUGAUGCAAUGUUUUCUGAAGACAUGUUUGGGUAUUCUGCCAUAAGAAGCCGUGGAAAUACUAGUAGCCGCCGUCUCGCAACUGACAGGGACCGUGAAUCAGACAGGGAUCGGGAUAGAGAUCGAGAUAGUUUUUCCCGAUGGAGAGAUCGUCAGUACUUCGGGCCCCGACGUUGGCUUGAAUCUGCUCUGCGUGAUUCGACAUGGGACAAAGAUCCAGAAAGUAAAAAGAAGGAGUUUGCAGCCCAGAGUCCACUUUGGAUGUCAGAUGAAUUGGAGUUUUGGCCAGAGAGAGGGGAACCAGUACCACAGUUCAGUUUGCUGGCAGCAUUGUACAGUGAACUUAUAGCAGUGACAUCAAGUGGUCAACUGUACCAGUGGAAGUGGAAUGAGCCUGAACCAUACAGACACCCAGAGAAUGUCAACAUUCAUCAUCCUAAAGCAGCGACAUUGGGACUGCUGUCAGAGCGAAUAGUUCAGAUAUCAGCAACAGUUAUCCGCUGCUCUGUUGCGACAGAAAGUGGAAAGGUGGCAACCUGGUUGGACGAACUUCUAAAUCAUGCAGCUGUUAAGUUAGAGCACCCUGCCCAGAGUUUUACAGAGUUCACUGUAGAUCGCAUUGUCUCGCUUAAUACCUGUACAUUGUAUACUGUAGCUAGACUGGAAAGUGGAGCACUCUACUGGUGGGGUGUUUUGCCAUUUGGACAGCGUAAACGGUUGUGGGAAAAGCAUCGUGCAAAAUCCCGUAAGCACCGACCAUCUGCUGUGGCGGCUGACAUUGUCUGCGGAAGUCAAGUGUGCAUGAAGAACAGUCCCAUGUACCAGCCAGGAGCUAUUGGCUUCACAAUAUCUGGUGGUGUUCCUAAGGUUGGCCAGUUGCUAAAUGCUGCAUGGAACCUGACAGACCUGUGUCGCUUCAAACUGAUAACAGCCCCAGCACCAACACAACAUCACAGUGCAUCAUCUACACCUGAACAUCGUCGUGGAGCAGACAGCAGUAGUGGUAACAACAGUGGAGCUGGUGUAACUUCAGCAAGCAGCCUUCCAGCACCAGGCAGUAGUGGAAACAAAAACAGCCUGCAUAAAGAGACAGCAGACAGGCUCGACAUGCCCCCUCCUCCUUCUCCCGCAUCAAGUACCUGUAGUGACACAGGCAGCAUUACAACCAGCCACAAAAGACAGAAACGUCCGGCACCAAAAGGAGAAGAUACAGAGAAGAAGGAUGAGGAGGAAUGGCAGCUAAAGGAUGUUGUAUUUGUGGAGGAUGUGAAGAGCGUGCCAGCUGGUCGAGUAUUGAAAGUGGAUGGGGCACAUGUAGCUGUUCGUUUUCCGUGCACCAAAGAUUCAAAGGAAAUGAAAGAUCUUACAUCUGAUGAUACAGUUAAUCUUCUCCAAGAUUGCAGGCUUAUGAGAAAAGAUGAACUCCAGGUGAUUAAAUCUGGCGCUACUUCCCGUGCUCCGGAUUGUUUUCAGCGCAUCCCUCGGAGAGUAAAUAUAGCUGAAGGAGGACAGAUUCUCACAAUCACAGUUGAUGGACAAGGUAUUCAUGCUGUUGUAAAGACAGGUGGCAAACUCAGCUAUGUAGUUUACAAUCUGAGCAGUGGCAGAGCGGAGCAGGACAGCCCAUUCCCUUCAGAUACGGGCUCAUUUCUGGGUCUGGAUCCGCAGAACAUCAGUUUGACAAGUGCAGGAGAGACAAGUGAUAGUGUUCUGAUUCUGAGAGAUGGUAACAGCACAAUCUAUCCACUUGCAAAGGAUUGUGUGGACAGUAUUAGGGAUCCUCAGUGGCUCGAUCUCCCACCUGUGCGGUGUAUAGGAGCUGGAACUCAUGCUCUGAGUGUUGCUGCUGGCUCUAAUAUGAAGAAUCAGGUUGCCGUCAUUGUCUUGGCCUUGGAAUCCCAAAUUCUCAUGCCUAGAAUACUACGAUGUGACUUUGAAGGUGUUAAGCAAGUGCUGAUGAACCUUGAACAAGAAGCUAGGUGUUGCAAUGAGGUAGGACCUCCACUACAAGGUAUACUAUUGGAGCGCUGUGAUGGUAAUCGUAAUAUCUUCCAUGCUUGUGUCACUAUGUGCACACCAACAUCAAACAAGGAUGGAGAUCAAGAGGGAAGCAGUAACAGUAACAAUUCAGGGCUGGAGUCUAUCAAUGUAAUAACCAAUGCUUUGGGUUCCCGCUCUGUAAGUCUGCGUGAGAUGAUGCGAAGGGCAACCGCUGCAGUCAGGUCAUCUGAACGUGACAUGGCUGUGGAUAGUGCAGCACAUCAGCCGUUGGCAGAAGAAGCAAUUCCAACAUUAAGCUGGCCACCCGAGACAUUUGACCCAACAUCUGGUGAUGAGGACAGCCUUAUGGGUCUUGGAGCCUCAAGUACACCUAACACAAAACCCACAACAAGCAGUUCAGUCUCUGGUGUGGCAAGUAGUAAUUCAUAUGUUGUGGACCCAACAGAACGCAAGAACAAUGCACUGAUGACACUGCAACUGUUGUGUGAGAGCCCUGGACUUAAUCCACACCUAAAGGAAAUGCUUGUUGCCAAAGAUGCGCAAGGUUUGACGCCAUUCAUGUUGGCGGUAACAUCACGUGCAUAUGCUGCAGCAUUAACACUUCUGGAUACAAUUCAGCGAGUGGCAAAUAAGGAAACAGCGUCUCCUCCUCUUAGUCCAGUGGCAGUUCCGCCAUCUUUACCUACAGCUGAGCAACAAACUGCCAAUGUUACCUCAAUUUCUGAAUCAUCCCAGCAGCACCGUAAGGCUGAUGCUCUGACUGCCAUGGUGUACCCUGCUGGUUCAAGUCCAGAUGAUUCACCACUCCAUGUUAUUUGUUGUAAUGAUACCUGCAGCUUUACAUGGACAGGAGCUGAACACAUCAAUCAGGAUAUCUUUGAGUGUCGUACAUGUGGUUUGACUGGUUCACUGUGUUGCUGCACUGAAUGUGCCAGAGUGUGUCACAAGGGUCAUGACUGCAAGUUGAAGCGCACUUCCCCCACAGCUUACUGUGACUGCUGGGAAAAAUGCAAGUGCAAGGCUCUGAUUAUGGGCCAGCAAGGAGCACGCUAUAACCUGCUGUGUAGACUUGUGACAGAGACUGAUCUUGUGUCUCAGCCAAACAGCAGAGGUGAGAGCAUUCUGCUGUUCUUGGUUCAGACUGUAGGGCGCCAAUCAGUGGAACAGCGUCAGUAUCGAACCGCAAGACCCAGAAGUGCAUCUGCCUCCAGUAGGAAAACACCAUCUUCAGAUGCUGAGCCAGAUAUGCCUGAUCAUGACUUGGAGCCUCCUCGGUUCAGCAGAAGGGCACUGGAAAGGCUCCUUAAUGACUGGUCAGCUGUCCAUCGGAUGAUUAUGUCUGGUGUGAAAGAGAUACCACCAACCUCACAACCUGUUUAUGAUGACCAAACCUACUUGCAGAGCCAAACUGGAACAACUUUAUUAGACAAGUUUACAUAUUGUCUCUUAGUAAAGUGCAGUGCUGAGAUGUUAGACACACUUUUAACUACACUAAUCCGAGAGCUCCAGAAUGAAUCAUCUCCUAGUCAUUUAGCCGAUGCCAAGGUUGUAGCACGCCGAUUUGUUCGUUCUGUAGCCCGUAUAUUUGUUAUUUUCAGCAUUGAGAUGGCUCCCACAACCACCAAAAGACGUGGGUUGAACAGCAUGUCUCAGCCAUUGGUCAAAUGCAAGAGAGUUUUCCAAGCACUGAUCAAACUGGCAGUCGAGGAGCUGUGUGAAACAGCUGACUCACUCAUAGCUCCAGUCCGACUAGGGGUGGCUCGACCAACUGCUCCUUUCACACUUGCCAGUACCACAAUUGAUGUCAUCAAUGGCUCUGAGGAGCUAUUUUCAGUUGAACCUCUUACGCCUCAUGGUGGAUAUAUGGCAGGAGGGCGACCUCUAGUUGGUAGCGUGGCUGGCUCAUCUCGUGGUACAGAAGUAUCUCGUCCUGGUCUAGUGAAUGCCGUCGUUCGAGCUAGAGCAGUAAUGAUGCUAGAAGAUACUGAUACCGUAGAUGGUAUGCCUGCUGAAGAUGGAGAUGGUGAGGGCAGUGAACAGGAGGAUAAUGCAGACAGAAGUGGAGGUGUAGGAGUGGGAAGUGGGGAAGCAAUGGAAGCAGAAGUUGGAGAUCUGGUGGGAGGAGUGGGAGGCCCAGGAGAUGAUGCUCAGGGAGAUGGAGAAUCUGAUAAUGAACUGGACCUUCUGGCAGAAACAGAGUCAGACUCAGAUGAUAACCAUAGCAACCAAGAUGCAGCUUCAGCCCAGCGAAGUGUGCAGACUGGAGCUACUGCAGGAUCUGACACAGGCAUUGCCUCACUGCUGCUGUUCCCAGAGGAUGACUCAGCAGAGUCCAGCCAGCAAGAAGAUGACGAGUCUGAGGCAGGCGAGACUGACGAGCAGGACACAGAGGAAUUUGCCCUUGCAGAUGAACAAUUAGAACGCAGGAGCUCAACUGCUGGACAUGGUCAUCGUAAUAACCUGGCACCACAGUCGAUGCAGUGGGCAAUUCGCAACUGUGAAACAGGGGCAAGAGCUGGAGGUGUGCGUGUUGCAGGUGGAAGCAGUUUGGUGUUCAUUGAUCCUUCUUCCCUACGACGAUCGACCACUGCAACAGCCGCUGUUGCUGCUGCAGCAGCCAGUCAAGAGCCAGUCACUAUGGCGACAACAGCAAGUUGCUUGGCAAGAGCAUUUGGCAUUGUUGUGCGUCAAAUAGCAGAUCUUCUCACCAUGCUUCAAGACUAUCAUGCACUUGCACCUGCUUUAUCACGAACACUAGAUAUAUCUUAUCAAGAAUCCAUUAAUUUACAGUUAUACUUGGAGUACCAUCUCAAGCCUACUUGGGAUUGGCUACUGACUGUGAUGGAUUCAACAGAAGCUCAGCUUCGGUUUGGUGCCUCUCUGACACAUUCAUCAGAUCCAACACAUCCAGGUCACCCACUUCAUCAGACAGCAGGCCUUGGACUAGGUGUUGCAGGAGGACUUGGAGGUCUUCUAGGUUCUGCUGCUCUGUCCCUUUCUGUGCUGGGAGGAGGGUCAGGCACAUCUGGAACCACAGCAGGAACUGGAGGUACUCGGAGUUCUGGACAUAGAGCGGUGUCAUCAAAUUCCACUGCCACUACAACAGGCACAAGAAUUGUUGGGUUUGCAACUGGAGGUGUGGAUGCACCAAGGACUGCUCGGGACAGAGAAGCUGCAGAUCCGCAGUCUGCACGAAGAGAUUUCCUCUCAUAUUGUCUGUCUCUGAUGCGAGCACAUAAUGCAGAACAUCUUGAUAGCUUACCAAUACUGGAUGUAUCAGCUUUGAAACAUAUUGCAUACGUAUUUGAUGCUUUAAUCUACUACAUGCGAUCUGGCACAGAAAGUCCUGAUGCUGAUCUCCGUGAUGGACUGCCAAUGGAAACUUGGAAUGAUCAGGAUGAAAAUGAUAAUGAUGAGGGAGAUGAUGAAUUGAAUCACUCAGUAGCAAUGGAAACUGAUUCUGUUGAUGAGCAAGAAGCUGUUGGACCAGGAACUGGAGUGUUGGGUGUGAGUGCUGUCAGUCCCAAUGGGAAAGGGCGCAAGAACCCAUUUCUUCAACGUUCAGACUCUACUUUGUGCCUUGGUUGUCCACCACCAGAUCCCUUUGACACACCUAUGUCUGAAGCUUUGCCUCUGGCAGACCAGCCACAUUUGUUACAACCUAACGCCAGAAGAGAAGAACUGUUUGGGAUGCCUAAACAGCCAAUUACUGUUCCAGCAUCAGGCACGAGUCCACCAGGAACAUAUAAUCCACUAGAAGUUCUGCCAACCCGACUUGGUUUGUCCAUGAGAACUGCAGAUAAUACAAGUGGAAUCCCAUGUAUGAAUGCAACUAGCAACACGCACUUGGGGCCGGGGCCCAGUAGCAGCAGUGGCACAGAAGAAAGACAUGCUUCAACUACUGCAACUGCUGUGAAACCACAGUCCCAGCCAGGUCCUAGUAAACCUGUUUCUGAGGAUGUCAACACAAGCAAAGAACAGCUUCCAUUUCAUGGGACAACUUUUGAUGCUUUUGAUCACCUCUUUCGCGAGAUAGAGGAAGAAGAAACAGUGCAAAUGAAGUUGAAUGAUCCAAGUCCAGAUGGUAACAUGAGUGCUGCACCUCUAACACCAGCAACAGAGGAAGGCCCACAGGAUCUAUCAUUUAGCAAGGAGCCACCACCACCACCGCCACCGCCGCCGCCACCUCCCCCACCACCACCACCGCCACCACCCCCACCGUCAUCAGCUAGUUCAGCACCUGUUAGCAAAAUGGAAGUUGACAGCGGGGACUUAGAAGAUUUUAUUUCAGGUUCUGAUUCAGGUAAUCCAUUUGCUCGUUUGACUGCAGAUGGAAAACCUCAAUCAUUUAAUGAAAGGAAAAAGUCACAGGCAGAGAUAAGUGUAUCUGAAGGACCAGCUGACCUUAGCAAACCAGGCCCAAGUGGUAUGCAAGCAUCUGGAAGUGAAACUGAUAUUGAAAGAGCCACAGCUUUGCAGGAACUGGCUUCUGGAAGCAUUGUAGCCUCUGCUGCUUCAGUAGAUACAUCCUUGUCUGAAGAGAAUCGGAAAUUGAUGGAGCAAAACAGAGCCCCAAUCAUUGUUUCUGCUCGGAAAGUGGCAGCUGCACUCGCUAAUGCCAUUGCUUGUUUUGGAGAGCAGAACCCUUCAGCUACAACUUCAUCAACAGCUGUAUCAACACCUCCAGUCAAAAGUGUAAUAGUUCGUGCUGGUCCUGGGCCAACUACUUCGAGUGCCCCUUCUCACCGCACUGAUGCGCCUGACGUUUUGGUUGUCCCAACAACUGACUCGAGGCAGCAUGGUGAUGGGCAUGGACUUGACAGCAUAGGUGGAAGUCAUGAGAUCUCUGCCCAUGUCACUGUUGAGACAAGUCGGCCACAUGAUCAGCCAAGGCCUCAUCCUACAAUUGGCCAGUCUGUAUCCCACGAUCUUCUGCUUGGACGAUGGAGACUAUCCCUUGACCUCUUUGGACGUGUGUUCAUGGAAGAUGUGGGACUUGAACCUGGUUCUGUUGUUUCUGAACUUGGAGGAUUUGCUGUUAAGGAAGCCAAGUUCCGUCGUGAAAUGGAGAAACUACGUAAUGCCCAGCAAAGGGAUCUGUCACUGGCAAAGGUUGAAAGAGAAAGAACUCAGUUGAUAAUACAGACAAUGAAGGAGUUGAAUACACAGUACAACAACUACCACCGUAGAGCUUCAAGUUCACAGCCCCCACUAGCUGUCAAUCGAGUCAAAGUGACGUUUAAGGAUGAACCUGGUGAAGGCUCGGGUGUUGCUCGAAGCUUCUAUACUGCUGUAGCUGAGGCACUGUUAGCCAAUGAGAAGCUACCAAAUCUGGAAGCAGCUCAAGUGGGCACCAAGUAUGCUCCAUACAAUGUUCUGCAAAGAUUAAGAACACGUGAGAGGGAGACUAUGCGUCGGCAUGCUCAGGCCCAGCGUUCAUCUCAGCGUUGUCGAGAACCACGUCGUUCCUUAUCCUAUGAUGCCCGCCCCUUCUCUCCCCCUGGUGCUGAAAACAGUAACAGCACUUCAGGUAGUGGCAGUGGAGGCACGGGUCACAAUGAGCAUCUUACAUUACACCAGCAACAGCUUGGAGAUCGGCUGUAUCCAAAAGUGCAGCUUCUGCGCCCAACGUUUGCUAGCAAAAUCACUGGCAUGCUCCUUGAACUGACCCCAGCACAGCUUCUGAUGCUCCUUGCAUCAGAAGAUGCUCUCAGGCAAAAGGUUGAAGAAGCAAUGGAGCUUAUACUGAGCCAUGGACAAGAGCUUGCAUCAGAGGCGCUGCUAGAUCUAGAUGUGUUCAGCCUAUCAGAAAGAGGGAAGAAGUCUGGGAGUGGAGCAUCAAGAAGUUCAGAAACUGAAGAACCAACAGAGGAUAAUGAAGACAACUCACCCUUGUUCUAUAGUCCUGGAAAGAGAGGGUUCUAUUCCCCUCGUCAGGGAAAGGCCAGCUUUGAGAGGAUGAAUGCAUUCCGGAAUGUUGGGAGGUUGAUUGGUCUGUGCCUUCUGCAGAAUGAACUAUGCCCCAUUUUCUUGAAUCGUCAUGUAAUGAAGUAUAUCCUUAGUCGACCUAUUAGAUUCCAUGAUUUAGCAUUUUUUGAUCCAGUAAUAUAUGAGAGUCUGAGACAACUGGUGGUGGAUGCAGAAACUAAAGAUAGUAAUAGCCUCUUUUCUGCACUUGAUCUCACUUUCAGCAUUGAUUUGAGUGUAGAGGAAGGUGGUGGGACCAUGGAACUUGUAUCUGGUGGACGUGAUAUGGAGGUUACUGCACAAAAUGUUUAUGACUACGUGCGAAAAUAUGCUGAAUACCGCAUGAUCAAAACACAGGAAAAAGCUCUUGAAGCACUGCGUACAGGUGUAUUUGAUGUCCUGCCAGCUGGUUCACUGGACGGGCUUACAGCAGAAGAUCUGCGACUGUUACUGAAUGGGGUCGGUGACAUCAAUGUGGCCGUUCUCAUAUCAUACACCAGUUUUAAUGAUGAAUCAGGGGAGUCAAGUGAACGUCUCUUGAAAUUCAAACGUUGGCUGUGGUCCAUAGUAGAGAAGAUGUCUCACAUUGAGAGACAAGAUUUGGUAUAUUUCUGGACAGGCUCCCCUGCAUUACCUGCUAGUGAGGAUGGAUUCCAGCCCAUGCCAAGUGUGACAAUCCGACCUGCUGAUGAUUCCCACCUGCCAACAGCAAACACCUGCAUCUCACGCCUUUACAUCCCUUUGUACAGCAGUCGUGCAGUGCUCCGUCAUAAGCUGUUACUUGCCAUUAAGACUAAAAACUUUGGCUUUGUUUGAACCUCCCGUAGCAAUAUGUGAACUCAGUUGACAGUCCAUAUUGCUCACUGCAUUAGCUUCAGGUGUCUGUGGACCCACACUACAUAAAUCAUGACCUUGUGUACUGGCCUAGUUCAUGUGAUGUCAAUUCUGAUGUUUGAGUUUCAAAUGAACUACCUUCAGAAAAUUUGGCUACGUGAAAAGCAAUCUGCCAGCACAUUGGAUGAACAUUGGAGUUAGUAUACAGAGCUACAAAAUGGUAUAAAAUAAUACGAAUUCUCAUUUUGUUAAAAGACGUAAUAAAUUAUUUAACAUGAAACACAAUGUACCAUAUUGUACACAAUGGAGGAUAAAUUCAUAUGAAAAUAGAUAUGUAGGUGUUCCCUUCUGUUAUCUGGUAUUUUAGUUAAGCAGAUGAAUUAUCUAAACCUUUUUUAACUCUACCAGUUUCUGUUACACGUAUAAAGAGCAGUGUAAAAACUCAUCUUCCUCUGUUUUCUUAAUGUUUGUAUAUCUUCUUUUUGAAGUGGUUAGAAAAUUGCAUCUUGUGAGGAAAGAAAUGUUCUCUUUCAGUGAAAUUCAGUGAUUUGGGUUCAAACAAAAAUAGAAGCCACAAGUGAAUUAAAAAACAUGCAGCAACUGUAUUUGUAUUGAUAGCACGAGUUCUGUGCUGUAAUGUGUGGAACACACGCUUAAAUGCGUAAUGCCAUAAAAGUGUCAUUUUGUCAUUAAAAUCACAUGACACAAUAAA
Cryptotermes secundus is the source of this 10374-nucleotide messenger RNA. It is a transcript of the gene hyd, whose product is annotated as E3 ubiquitin-protein ligase UBR5. The record is from RefSeq and is a predicted model, not a curated record. Bases 123 to 9644 code for a protein of 3173 amino acids. NCBI's taxonomy places the organism in Eukaryota, Metazoa, Arthropoda, Insecta, Blattodea, Kalotermitidae. Gene Ontology annotation, molecular function: RNA binding; ubiquitin binding; zinc ion binding. The transcript has 46 exons. Gene Ontology annotation, cellular component: nucleus. Gene Ontology annotation, biological process: protein polyubiquitination; DNA damage response; regulation of double-strand break repair.